CAGGCCCCCUACCUCCUUGCCCCACAGGCUCCUGGUUGGUGCUCCCCGUGACCUCGCCAUGUCUGAUGGCUAUACCAACCGGACCGGUGCUGUGUACCUGUGCCCACUCAGUGCCCAAAAGGACGACUGUGAGAGGAUGGACAUCACAGAAAAAAGUGACCCUGACCAUCACAGAAUUGAGGACAUGUGGCUUGGGGUGACCGUGGCCAGCCAGGGCCCUGCAGGCAGAGUCCUGGUCUGUGCCCACCGCUACACCCAGGUGCUGUGGUCGGGGUCGGAGGAGCAGUGGCGCAUGGUGGGCAAGUGCUACGUGCGGGGCAACAACCUAAAGCUGGACCACACUGACGACUGGCAAACCUACCACAACGAGAUGUGCAACAGCAACACCGACUACCUGGACACGGGCAUGUGCCAGCUGGGCACCAGUGGUGGCUUCACCAAGAACACCGUGUACUUCGGCGCUCCCGGCGCCUACAACUGGAAAGGAAACAGCUACAUGAUUCAGCGGAAGGAGUGGGAUUUAUCCGAAUACAGUUACAAGGACCAGGAGGACCAAGGAAACCUCUAUAUUGGGUACACGGUGCAGGUGGGCAGUGCCAUCCUGCACCCUACAGACAUCACCAUUGUGACGGGUGCCCCGCGGCACCGACAUAUGGGUGCUGUCUUCUUGCUGAGCCAGGAGGUAGGCGGAGACCUGCGGAGGAGGCAGGUGCUGGAGGGCACACAGGUGGGCUCCUAUUUUGGCAGCGCCAUUGCCCUGGCAGACCUGAACAAUGAUGGGUGGCAGGACCUCCUGGUGGGUGCCCCCUACUACUUUGAGCAGAAGGAAGAGGUAGGGGGUGCCGUCUAUGUCUUCAUGAACCAGGCAGGCACCUCCUUCCCGACCCGCCCCUCCCUCCUCCUUCACGGCCCCAGUGGCUCCGCCUUUGGCUUCGCUGUGGCCAGCAUUGAUGACAUCAACAAGGAUGGAUUCCAAGACAUUGCUGUGGGAGCUCCGUUUGAGGGCUUGGGCACGGUAUACAUCUACCACAGCAGCUCCAGGGGGCUCCUGCAACAGCCCCAGCAGGUCAUCCGCGGAGAGCAGCUGGGACUCCCUGGCCUGGCUUCCUUCGGCUACUCCCUGAGCGGGAAGAUGGACGUGGAUGAGAACUUCUACCCAGACCUGCUCGUGGGGAGCCUGUCGGACCGCGUCGUGCUGCUGCGGGCCAGGCCCGUCAUCAACAUUCUCCACAGGACCUUGGUGGCCAGGCCGUCCGUGCUGGACCCCGCGCUCUGCACAGCCACCUCCUGCGUGCAGGUGGAGCUGUGCUUUGCUUACAACCAGAGUGCCGGGAACCCCAACUACAGGAGAAACAUCACCCUGGCCUACACGUUGGAGGCAGACCGGGACCGCCGCCCACCCCGGCUUCGCUUUGCGCAGAGCCAGUCGGCUGUCCUUCAUGGCUUCUUCUCCAUGCCCGAGCGGCGCUGCCAGAACCUAGAGCUGCUCCUGAUGGACAACAUCCGCGACAAACUCCGCCCCAUCGUCAUCUCCAUGAACUACUCGUUACCUUUGCGUUUGCCCGACCACCCCCGGCUGGGCUUGCGGUCCCUGGACGCCUACCCGGUCCUCAACCAGGCACAGGCUCUGGAGAACCACACUGAGGUCCACUUCCAGAAGGAGUGCGGGCAGGACAACAAGUGCGACAGCAACCUGCAGAUGCAGGCGGCCUUCGUGUCGGAGCAGGGGCAGCGGCUGAACAGGCUCCAGUACAGCAAAGACCUCCGGAAACUGUUCCUGAGCAUCAAUGUGACCAACACCCCAAGCAGGGAGCGGGCUGGGGAAGACGCCCACGAGGCGCUGCUCACCCUGGCGGUGCCCCCCGCCCUGCUGCUGUCCUCAGUGCGCCCUUCUGGAACCUGCCAGGCCAACGAGACCAUCCUCUGUGAGCUGGGGAACCCCUUCAAACGGAACCAGAGGAUGGAGCUGCUCAUCGCCUUCGAGAUCAUUGGGGUGACCCUGCACACAAGGGAAUUCCAGGCGCAGCUGCAGCUCUCCACGUCAAGUCACCAGGACAACCUGUUGCCCAUGACCCUGACUCUGCUGGUGGACUACACGCUCCAGGCCUCGCUUAGCAUGGUGAGUCAACGGCUACAAAGCUACUUUUCGGGAAUGGUGAUGGGCGAGUCUGGCAUGAAAACUGUGGAGGACGUGGGAAGCCCUCUCAAGUAUGAGUUCCAGGUGGGCCCAGUGGGAGAAGGGCUGGCAGUCCUGGGGACUCUGGUCCUAGGGCUGGAGUGGCCCUAUGAAGUUGCCAAUGGCAAGUGGCUGCUCUACCCCACGGAGAUCACCAUCCGAGGCAACGGGUCCUGGACCUGCCAACCACCAGGAGACCUUGUCAACCCUCUCAACCUCACUCUCUCAGUCCCUGAGGACAGACCCCCAUCACCACAGCGCAGGCGGCGACAGCUGGACCCGGGGGGAGUCCAGGGCCCCCCACCUGUUCCUCUGGCUGCUGCCAAAAAAGCCAAGUCUGAGACCGUAUUGAGCUGUGGCAGUGUCCACACCCGCUGUGUGUGGCUGGAGUGCCCCAUUCCUGAUGCCCCUGUCCUCACCAACGUGACAGUGCGGGCUCGAGUGUGGAACAGCACCUUCAUUGAGGAUUACAGAGACUUUGACCGAGUCAGGGUAACCAGCUGGGCUACCCUGUUCCUCCGAACCAGCGUCCCCACCAUCAACAUGGAGAACAAGACUGUGCGGUUCUCCGUGGACAUUGACUCCGAGCUGGUGGAGGAGAUACCAACCGACAUCGAGCUGUGGCUGGUGCUUGUGGCCGUGGGGGCCGGGCUGCUGCUGCUGGGGCUCAUCAUCCUCCUGCUGUGGAAGUGUGACUUCUUUAAGCGGACCCGCUAUUACCAGAUCAUGCCCAAGUACCACGCCGUGCGGAUCCGGGAGGAGGAACGCUACCCACCUCCAGGGGGCACCCUGCCCACCAAGAAGCACUGGGUGACCAGCUGGCAGACGUGGGAUUGAUACUACUGACGCCCUCCCUGAUCCCGCCCCUGCGCCCCUGGUGUCCCCUUCUUCCUUUGUCAUAUGUUAAGUUAUGCCCCGAUAGUCUGCAGGGGCCACGGCCUUUGGCUGGCACCAGUGGGUUCGGGCACACACACCUCCUUGAGCGCGCAUGCACAUGCCAUCUGACCACGGGCUUCUCCACGCAGGAGGGCUGGGGCCGUGGACUUUGCUACGCCGAGCACACUGCAGCCCUGUGCCCUGGACACACGUGGGUCCCACUGCUUGUGGACUGUGCUUGUGCACCACAGAGGGUGCGUGGACAUGCGUGUGCCGGCCUUUGCCGCUGCCAAAACCAAGCCCGAGGGCCUCUGCCAGAGCCGGGAAGGAAAGGCCCCGAAGUGGUGACCCCUCCCCUACAUACACUGGACCCAUCUUGAGCCAUAGUCACUGGGUGGACUCCGCUCUUGAGACGAAAACUACUGACAGGGAACGGCCCGCAGCCUCCAAGCUGUAGUUCCUGACACCGUGAGAGAACGCGGGUGGGGUGGAUCUGCCCGAGGCUGUCCAAGGGGGCGUUUGCAGGACUGGGCAUGCUCAGACGAGAGCAGAAUGAGCUAGAAAGAAGGUCACAGGAUGGCUUUCUUUCGUGGACCGCUGCGAAGCCUCUGUCCUCAGCCGCGGCGUGCUCUAGUGGGGAGCGCAGCCUGAAGGAGCAAGGAUGGACAAGCUGCUAGGCAGCCUGGACACGCUGCGCUGGGACCGCCCUGGGAGCACAGAGGAUCCUCCACCGAGGAGCGGACUGGCUGGUCCCGGGCCAAGGAGAUGCUGGAAGGAUACAGAGGAAAUGCCACUCCUCACCCACCGCUACUGUCCUGGCGUCUGCAGGGCCUGGAGAGACCCCCACGAGAUCGCAGAGGGAGCGACACUUGAAUGUAGGACAGGGAGGGAGCCCUGUCCCUGACCCAUCGGCCACACCUCACUCCGUCCCCACCCGCCAUGGGCUGAGGGCCUCGAAGUGGAGUUCUUGGCUGGCCUGGGCUUUCAUCGUCAACCAGCUCUGCCUUCCUCCCUAUGGGCUGAGUCCUGAGGCCCAUUCGGGAAGUUGAGGCUGGUUCCGGAAACCCCCUCCUGCCCCCUGCCUGUCAGCAGGCCCCCCGCCCCUUCCACGGUACUGUAGCCGGGGAGCUCCCUCCCCCUCCUUGUGCCUUCUUUGUACAUAGGCUUCUCACACCAAUAAACAGCUCCCUGUUUGUACACACUG
Molecule: messenger RNA, 4256 nt
Organism: Myotis davidii
Lineage: Eukaryota; Metazoa; Chordata; Mammalia; Chiroptera; Vespertilionidae
Gene: ITGA3
Product: integrin subunit alpha 3
Exons: 24
Coding region: 59-3013 (984 amino acids)
Biological process (GO): cell adhesion mediated by integrin; integrin-mediated signaling pathway; leukocyte migration
Cellular component (GO): external side of plasma membrane; integrin complex
Molecular function (GO): integrin binding
Source: RefSeq, a predicted model, not a curated record